CCGGCGAUCCACAGUCCCCGAACACCGAAUCAAACAGGUUCUACCAAUUCAGCAGUUUGAGACCUUCAGAUCAAGGCACACUUCAUUUCAAGAAGUUAAAAAAACUAGCGCAAGAGAUGGCCCUGAGGAGAAUAAUCAAGGAGCUCAAGGAACUGCAGAGGGAUCCACCAACUUCCUGCAGUGCAGGCCCGGUGUCUGAUGACAUGUUCCACUGGCAAGCGACCAUCAUGGGCCCCAGUGACAGCCCCUACUAUGGGGGUGUGUUCCUUGUCACAAUCCAUUUCCCUCCAGACUACCCAUUCAAACCUCCCAAGGUGGCGUUCAAGACGAAGGUGUUCCAUCCCAACAUCAACAGCAAUGGCAACAUCUGCCUGGACAUCCUCAAGGACCAGUGGAGCCCGGCCCUCACCAUAUCGAAGGUUCUGCUGUCGAUUUGCUCGCUGCUGACGGACCCCAACCCGGACGAUCCGCUGGUGCCGGAGAUCGCGCACAUGUGCAAGACUGACCGGCUGAGGUAUGAGUCCACCGCGCGGGGCUGGACGCAGAAGUAUGCCAUGGGCUAGCAGCACCCUGGGAAGAGCAGGCAGGGGAGGGGGGACCAACCAAGAUCAUAGUGGGACAUUCCGUUAUUUUGGUAAUGGAAAUGGGUUUCCCCGUGUCGGAAAAAAUGAUCAUAUUGGACAUGGAAUGUUAUUUAGCCAUGAAAAUAAGGGUUCUUUCAGGCCUAAAUCGAGUUGAGAAUUGAAAAUAAGGAUUCCUCUUGGUGAAGAAUAAGUGAUACCACCUUUUUGGUGUGGUGUUUAUGAAUUCAAUGUUAUUUGUACCACGUGUUGUAUCACAUUCAACAACGACGCUUUGGCCGAGUGGUUAAGGCGUGUGCCUGCUAAGUACAUGGGGUUUCCCCGCGAGAGUUCGAAUCUCUCAGGCGUCGCAUUUCUUUUUGCCUUUUUCUCUGUUAAGAAAUUUUAUUUUU
Molecule: messenger RNA, 973 nt
Organism: Phragmites australis (common reed)
Lineage: Eukaryota; Viridiplantae; Streptophyta; Magnoliopsida; Poales; Poaceae
Product: ubiquitin-conjugating enzyme E2 28-like
Exons: 4
Coding region: 117-563 (148 amino acids)
Biological process (GO): protein polyubiquitination
Cellular component (GO): nucleus
Molecular function (GO): ubiquitin conjugating enzyme activity
Source: RefSeq, a predicted model, not a curated record